Parascedosporium putredinis is the source of this 1065-nucleotide messenger RNA. NCBI's taxonomy places the organism in Eukaryota, Fungi, Ascomycota, Sordariomycetes, Microascales, Microascaceae. The record is from the annotation of a GenBank genome assembly.
AUGCGCCUUUCAAGCUCUAAGACCAGUGAAGAUGGUAAAGCUGUAGACCCUACAGACCAGGACUCAUUUACAAGACCCGUCACUCUUCACAGAAGAGAUCCAAGACAACCGCCUGCCGGUCGGCCAGUCCUUGUGAAGGAGUCGAUGCCCGAGGCCAAGCCGAUUGACGACAAGGAGGCUGAGCGACUGCAACAGGCCAAGGCUGACCGCGAAGCUCAACGAGCUAUGGACCAGGCCAAGAUUGCACCGUCGGUGAAGGACAUGACGGCGAAAAAGCAAAAGAAGCCCAAAGAAGAAAAGAUCAGCUUCAAUCGGAUGCCCAGGACAGAGCAAGGCCGAAAGGAGGCAGACUUGAGAUAUGAGGAGGCUUUGCCAUGGCACCUUGAGGAUGUCGAUGCACAUAAUGUCUGGCUGAAGGAUGAUUUCCGAAAUCACGGCCAACGGUCCCGGGCUCGGCCUGUUUCUUCAGCCAACGAGGUUCGGGGCUAUGAUGAAGUCGACAUGGAAGGCGACGAAUUUGAUGAUGAUGACGAAAACCCGGGGUUUGAGAACGAUGAUGAGGACACAAAAAUUUCAAAUAACCGUAUCCGGCAGAAUCAACUCGGCGCAAAUCUAUUCGGGGAUGGUGAUGAGAACGAAGUAGAUGCACGGGAGGAGAGUGAAAUGCGACGAGAGCUUGAACGGCGAAAGGCGACGAAGAAGCUCAAGAAAACCCUAAUCAAAAGGGAAAAUAUAAACGAUAUCGAGUCGGAUGAUACUGCAUCCUCUGCUGACCCUUUCGCAGAUUCUUCGAGCGAAGAUGAAGAGGAGGAGGAGGAAGAUGGGUCUCAAAUUAAGCUUGAGGAUGAGGAUAAAGUAAAGACCGACAUUGACAAAGGACAAAGCAGCCUUGCUGUGAAAGGCUCACGGGCUACCAGCCUCUACCAAUUCAAACAGUCGUCAAAUUCGCCAUCCAAGGAGGGCCACGGCGCGCGUUCAGCAUCUCCCAAGCCUGCCAUUGAGGCGUGGGAGAUUGUCCAAGCUUUGCCACAACUUCCCGAUGGCAUUACCAUCACAAACUUUUGA